CGGCCGAGGACGAUGGAGCCGGCGGGGGGAGACGGGGUCUCCGGGACCAAGGAGGGAGCGGGAAGCCGGAGCCGCCGGCGAUGGCGGCGAGGCCGGGUCAAAGCCUCCCGCCUGACCCAUGGCAUGGAUCUGAGAUCCAUGACGCAGUCGCUGGUGGCACUCUCGGAGGACAACGCUGCCUACUUUGCCAGCCAGGGCCCCGGGGAGACGGCCCGUCGCCUCGCAGCGGUGUUCACGGGGAUACGGGAGCAGGCGUUGGGGCUGGAGCCAGCCCUGGGCCAGCUGCUGGGAGUGGCCCACCUCUUUGAUCUGGAUGCUGAGACACCUGCCAAUGGCUACCGCAGCCUGGUGCAUACUGCGCGCUGCUGCCUCGCCCACCUGCUCCACAAGGCCCGCUAUGUGGCCACCAGCCGCAAGAGCAUCUUCUUCCGUGCCGGCCACAACCUGGCCGAGCUGGAGGCCUACCUAGCAGCCCUGACGCAGCUGCGAGCCCUGGCCUACUAUGCCCAGCGCCUAUUGGCUGCCAACCGGCCAGGCGGCCUCUUCUUUGAGGGUGAUGGGGGACUCAGUGCCGACUUCCUCAGAGAGUACGGCACCCUGCACAAGGGCUGCUUCUAUGGGCGCUGCUUGGGCUUCCAGUUCACUCCAGCCAUCCGGCCUUUCCUGCAGACCAUCUCCAUCGGGCUGGUCUCCUUUGGGGAGCAUUACAAACGCAAUGAGUCAGGGAUUGGUGUGGCUGCCAGCUCCCUCUUCACCGGUGGCCGCUUUGCUAUCGACCCAGAGCUGCGAGGAGCUGAGUUUGAACGGAUCACCCAGAAUUUGGAUGUGCAUUUCUGGAAGGCCUUCUGGAAUGUAACAGAGAUUGAGGUCCUGUCGUCUCUGGCCAACAUGGUGUCAGCCACAGUGCGGGUGUGCCGGGCCCUCAGCUUGCCCCCUCAAGCCUUCGAGAUCCCCCUGGCCAACAACCCCCAGCUCAAUGUCACCAUCUCACCUCCAGUGGCCCACACGGGUCCGGGCCCUGUGCUGGUUCGACUCAUCUCAUACGACCUUCGCGAGGGCCAGGACAGCGAGGAACUGAAUGUCCUGGCCCGGUCCGAGGGCCCCAGGAGCCUGGAGCUUCGGCCCCGCACCCACCACGCCCCACGCUCCAAGUCCCUGGUCAUUCACAUCCAUGGCGGUGGUUUCGUGGCGCAAACCUCCAAGUCCCACGAGCCCUACCUCAAGAGCUGGGCCCAGGAGCUGGGGGUCCCCAUUCUCUCCAUCGACUACUCCCUGGCCCCUGAGGCCCCCUUCCCUCGGGCCCUAGAGGAGUGUUUCUACGCUUACUGCUGGGCCCUCAAAAACUGUCGCCUCCUGGGCUCAACAGGGGAGCGGGUGUGCCUGGCAGGGGACAGCGCCGGCGGCAACCUCUGCUUCACUGUGUCCCUGCGGGCGGCGGCCUAUGGCGUGAGGAUGCCUGAUGGCAUCAUGGCUGCCUAUCCGGCCACAAUGCUGCAGGCCUCAGCCUCGCCUUCACGCCUCAUGAGCCUCAUGGACCCCCUGCUCCCCCUCAGCGUCCUCUCCAAGUGCCUCAGUGCCUACGCUGGCGUAGAGCCCGACGUCCAGGAAGACCAAGAGCAGCAGGCCCUGGGUGUGAUGGGCCUGGUGAAAAGGGACACAGCCCUACUGCUCCGUGACCUGAGGCUGGGGGCCUCUUCUUGGCUUAACACCUUCCUGGAGCUUGGAGGCCGACGACCCAUUGAGGGCUCCCCGUCAGGGACAGAGACCAUGCGCCGGAGUGUGUCUGAGGCUGCCCUGCAGGAGUCUUCCAGUCUCCCCAAGGACUCCUCUAAAAGUUUGACCUUACAAGACCUGAGCCUGGUGGGGGGCUCCACACCCCCAGUCCUGUCCUCAGGGUCAGAAGAGACCCUGUCAUCGGCCCCUCAGGAGGUGAACUUCUUCCUGCCCCCUUCGGGGACUGAGGAUGAGGCCACGGAAGAGGAGGAAGAGAGCCGGGAGAAUCUGGACUACCUGGGCUCCACCUUCCCCGAAGGCUUCCAGCCCCGGCGUUCCAGCCAAGGCAGGGCCAACCUGUCCCUGCAGACGUCCCCCAUUGUCAAGAACCCCUUCAUGUCCCCGCUGCUGGCCCAUGACUCCAUGCUCCAAUCCCUGCCGCCCGUGCACAUCGUGGCCUGCGCCCUGGACCCCAUGUUGGAUGACUCGGUGAUGUUCGCCCGCCGCCUUCGGGGCCUUGGGCGCCCCGUGAGCCUGCGUGUGGUGGAGGACCUGCCCCACGGCUUCCUGAGCCUGGCAGCCCUGUGCCGUGAGACUCGCCAGGCCACUGCCCUGUGCGUGGAACGCAUCCGCCUCAUCCUCAUGCCAGGGACAGAGAUGCAGACGCCCCCGGCACCCACCAAGCCUCGGUGGUCCGAGCGGCCCCGGACCAAGCAUUCCCCUCAGACCCCUGCCUCAGCCAGCUCAACCCCUGGCCUGCGGAGCCCAGGCCUGGCCCAGGCCCAGCCCUCUCGCCACUCGGGCCUCGGCCCUGCCCGCUCCUGACUAAAGGCCUCCCACUCUCUCUUGGUCCAUUGUGUUUUGCACUCUAGACUCAUGGUAUUAGAGGGGUGGCCCCCCUCCACCUCACACUCCUCCCCCUGUGGGGGCUAACACUCCCCUGGGCCCCUCGGGCCCUGCCAGGAGACACAGAGGCAAGAUGUCGGCACCAAAAGGUGCUUUGAGAUCCUCAUUUUACCUAGGUAGGAAAGUGAAGUGCCCCUCCAUAGUGGAAGGGCACCCUUGGGGCCUGGCACAAGUCCUUCCCCUCCAGGCCUCAGUUUCCCCUCAGUAAAAUGAGAGAGUUGGGCCGGAUGGCCUCUGGGCACCCUCCCAGCUCUAAGUUCAAAGGGGGUGGGUCUGGGCCCACGUGAAGAGGUAAGUGUGGGGCCAGGAGCCCCUGAGGCUGGUGCCUCCUUGUCCUGGAGCCAUGUGACCCCAGCCUGGGCAUCAGGAAGUUCAGGUUCUAGGGCCAGCUCCUCCCCUAGCCUUGCCAGGGCACCUCAGGUGGUCAGAUCGUGAGAGCCCAUUUCACAGAUGUCCCCAAUCUCCCAGGCCACCAUCUGCAUCCCCUCUGGGCCUCCACUUCCACGUGGGUCAUGGUUGGCCCAUUGCCCUCGGGGAUGGAAUGCCUUAGGUCCAUUGGGGAGGGAGGGAGGGAGCAAGCUGCCUGUGCCCCCCAAUGCUUUCCCACUCACUGUGAGCCCUGAGUGGAGGGAGCCCCCCAAACUGCUCCCCCCAACCACUGCCUUCUGCUGCUGCUGCUGCUGCUGCUGCUCUGCUCCCUUUUGUGAAUAAAUGUAUUGAAUUCACCCCA
Molecule: messenger RNA, 3349 nt
Organism: Trichosurus vulpecula (common brushtail)
Lineage: Eukaryota; Metazoa; Chordata; Mammalia; Diprotodontia; Phalangeridae
Gene: LIPE
Product: lipase E, hormone sensitive type
Exons: 10
Coding region: 13-2538 (841 amino acids)
Biological process (GO): cholesterol metabolic process; triglyceride catabolic process
Cellular component (GO): cytosol
Molecular function (GO): sterol ester esterase activity; triacylglycerol lipase activity
Source: RefSeq, a predicted model, not a curated record